Ziziphus jujuba (common jujube) is the source of this 1651-nucleotide messenger RNA. RefSeq lists its product as uncharacterized. The transcript is spliced from 9 exons. The coding region runs from base 277 to 1563 and encodes 428 amino acids. The record is from RefSeq and is a predicted model, not a curated record. Lineage: Eukaryota; Viridiplantae; Streptophyta; Magnoliopsida; Rosales; Rhamnaceae.
GGCAACUGGCAAGAGCUGACUUGGUGAUAUUUGACGUGGCAGGUUUUCCGGUGUGAUACUCCUGGCAGAGUCACACCCGCACUGUCUUAACGGAGAAGCAAGCGAUAAAAAGUCUCUGCUUGUUAUGUAGGCUAAUGGCUAUGGCAUAUUCUUGCUUCUCCAUAGAGUCCACUCUACCUUCUGUCCAAUAGCCAUUUCUCACUUCUUCUUUCUGGGUCCGACUGAUAGACCAUAAAUCACACCUUUAACUUCAACCAAAGCUAACAUCACAAUCACAUGGGUGGUGAUUUUCUCACCCCUUCUGAGGAAGAAUCCUCACUGAACCAUGAUUUUUCCCUGAUGGAUUCUCCGCUUCUCAGGGAUAAAUUGAGGAUGAAGAUUGGGGGUGAUCCAGAUGAAGGAGAAAGUGGGUUGGUCUUUCAAGAGUUCGACAAAGAAAGCCAUCAAUUAUCUUCGGCUUCUUUGGAUUUUGAAACUAAUCAGAGGAGGAUGAACAAUAUUUACGCACAAAUUUUUUGGAGUUUCGAUGAAUUGCAUGUUCGUAGUAGCAACGGCCUGGAAGAGGCUAAGAGCAAAAUUUUGAGCUACACCCCUGGAGGAUGGAUUGAAAAGGUGGGAAACAGGGAUUUGGGUGACUAUGAUGUGCCAAAUACAACAACUCUCAUAUUGAUUGGUCCUAAAGGAUCUGGAAAAAGCAGUCUUGUAAACAGAAUUUCAAAGGUGUUUGAAGAUGACAAGUUUGCACCGGAGAGAGCUCAAGUUUCAUCAGAUAAUUCUUCUUUGGGAGAUGGAACCUGCUUCCUCCAGGAGUAUAUGGUCCCAAGAGGUUCAACAUCUUUCUGCCUCUAUGACACCCGUAGCUUGUCUGAUAAUUUACAUGAUAACAUCAAAAUGUUAAAACGUUGGAUGACAAAUGGUGUCCGUAAUGGGGAGCUUGUUAUAAGGGAUUCAGAUAUUCCAACUUUGAGAGCCAUAAUGAAGUGUAAAGCUCGCAACAAUGGUUCUGUGUCCAAAGAGAUCAGGAAGGUUAACUUUGUAAUAUUUGUUGUUAAUGCGCUGUCAAUUCUGAAAUCCAUGGACAGUGAUGGAAGUGCUGAAAAGGAAUAUACAAAACUGAUUGCUUCCACAUUCAAAUGCCCUUAUUUAUCAUUCAGAGAUGACAAACCUGUUAUUGUUGUUACGCAUGGUGAUCUUCUCUCACGUUUUGAUCGUGCUCGUGUUCAAGUUCAUCUUGGAGAGCUAUUGGGAAUCCCACCUACAAAACAAAUAUUUGACAUUCCAGAGAGUGAUGAUCCCAUAACGAAGUUGACAAUAAUUGAUAUGUUGCGCUAUUCUCUAGUGCAUGCUGACAAAAAUCUUCCUCAAAAGCAGUUGCUCAUGAAGAAGGUUCAUGUGCCAUCUUUAUCAUCAUAUAUAUUUCUGGCAAUGAUCCUUGGAAUUGCCAUUGCAGCUAUUCUGAUUAGUGCGCAUAUUGGUAAAGGCCAUGGUCCUCAACCAAAACCUCACGUAGGCAAGAAACCUGCAGUACAGUGGCAUAAAAUUCGACACAUGUGGCUGGAAUAAGGUUGUUCAGUUUAAAAACGAAAUCUUGCUGAGCACUUUAUGCAUAUAUACAUAUACAUAAACGUUCUUAUGGUUGCUGUGAGAGUUA